CAGCACUCUGUUACCAUCAAAGAAAUCUCCCAUCCAAACCACUGGCCGCAAUUUCAGGCUUUUCAACGUCAACAGCCUGCCUACACACUGAUACCACCAAACAACAUAAUAAUCCACCAAGAUUCACAUAAUCAAAAUCCAUAGUUGAUUUUGUCGGAAGGCCCGUUGAAAACUCCAUCUCGGCCGAUAAUCCCAGACAUGUCCUCAGUCAAGCGGAAGAUGCCCGCCACUCUAUUGCAGAGGAGGGUUAGACCUAGAUACGAGCCGGAGCCUGAAUCUGACAUUGAAGGUGCCGUGAGCGAUGCGCCGAGUGAAGAGACCGUCGGCCCUAGUGAGUCAGAAGGCAGUGAAGAUGAAGAUGGAGAUGAGAUGAGGAGCGGGAGUGAUGAUGAGGAAAAUUCGGACAUUGGGUCAGACUCAAGAGAUGAUGAAGAGGACGAGGAAGACGAGGAGGACGGUGACAGCCGCCAAAUCGACGCCUCCCAACUCACCUUUGGCGCACUCGCCCGGGCUCAAGCCUCGCUGGGCUCUUCAUCAAGACGGCAGCGUGGACAAACCGACAGCUCCAAACCUGCCUCCCUCGAGACCAAGUCAAGAGGGGACGGUCCCGAGCCCACCAGCAACAAAAAGCCCGAGAAACCCCCCCACCGGACAAGCAAGCACGCGCCCGUCGAGAUGAGCAGCAAGAAGCCCGUCUCACGCAAGCGCGAAUUCCUAACUGUUACGGCGCCGCUGCAAAAGAAGCAGCCGCGGGACCCGCGCUUCAUGCCCGUGGGCGGCGGCGCCCCUACCUCCGCCGCCACCAACACCGUGUCCGAGAUCAAGGCGCGCAAGGCGUAUGCCUUUCUGGACGAGUACCGCGAGUCCGAGAUGCAGCAGUUGCGGGAUGCCAUCAAGAAGACGAAAGACCCGGUCCAGCGCGAGGCGUUGCAGCGGGCGCUCAUGUCGAUGGAGAGCCGCAAGAAGGCGCAGGAGCGCAAGGAUCGCGAGCGUGCCGUGAUUGAAGAGCAUAGGAAGCAGGAGAAGGAGCUCGUUAAGCAGGGCAAGAAGCCGUUUUAUCUGAAACGGUCGGAGAGAAAGAAGAGGGUGCUGGUGGAGCAGUUCCAGGGGUUGAAGAAGAAGCAAGUGGAUAAGGUUAUUGAGAGGCGGAGGAAGAAGAUUGCGGCUAAGGAGAAGAAGUUGCUGCCCGUUGCGAGGAGGGGGGUGGAGGAUAGGUAGAUGGAAUUAUGGAAAUGAGGCUGGUGGUAUUGAUAGAGAUGAUACACCGGCGCGUCAUCGGCGGCCGUUGUCUAGUGGUAUGCAUACAAGUCUAAAUGGCGGGUUACAUAUGCCUUCUAUGUUUACAAUACAGUACAUAAUACACUCCUC
This is a messenger RNA of Canariomyces notabilis, 1368 nucleotides long. Its product is annotated as DUF947-domain-containing protein. The transcript has 2 exons. Gene Ontology annotation, cellular component: nucleolus; 90S preribosome. The record is from RefSeq and is a predicted model, not a curated record. The coding region runs from base 199 to 1218 and encodes 339 amino acids. NCBI's taxonomy places the organism in Eukaryota, Fungi, Ascomycota, Sordariomycetes, Sordariales, Chaetomiaceae. Gene Ontology annotation, biological process: maturation of SSU-rRNA from tricistronic rRNA transcript (SSU-rRNA, 5.8S rRNA, LSU-rRNA).